Molecule: messenger RNA, 2904 nt
Organism: Naumovozyma dairenensis CBS 421
Lineage: Eukaryota; Fungi; Ascomycota; Saccharomycetes; Saccharomycetales; Saccharomycetaceae
Gene: DNL4
Product: DNA ligase (ATP) DNL4
Exons: 1
Coding region: 1-2904 (967 amino acids)
Biological process (GO): nucleotide-excision repair, DNA gap filling; double-strand break repair via nonhomologous end joining; DNA recombination
Cellular component (GO): DNA ligase IV complex
Molecular function (GO): ATP binding; DNA ligase (ATP) activity; DNA binding
Source: RefSeq, a predicted model, not a curated record
AUGGAUGGGAAAGCUGUGACACCGACUCUAGACAACGACACCAGACCAGCAACACCGCAUAACUUUGCACCAUCCCCCUCAUUUAGAUGGCUAUGCGAUGAGCUAUUUGUGAAAUUAGAAAGGAUUCAACAAGCUUCCACUUCUAAGGCCUCUAAAGAAUUCCAAAAGCCUAUAAAUGUCCAAUAUUAUGAAGUCAUUCAACAUUUCAUUAAUCUAUGGAGGAAAACUGUAGGGAAUGAUAUUUAUCCUGCAUUGAUUUUAAUCCUCCCAUACCGUGAUAGAAGAAUAUAUAACGUUAGAGAUUAUACUUUGAUUAAGGCAAUAUGUUCAUAUUUGAAAUUACCUAAGAAUUCAUUUACUGAAAAAAGAUUACUAAGUUGGAAACAACGUGCUGGAAGAUCAGUUAGACUAUCUAGUUUCAUCGUUAGUGAAAUCAAGAAAAGGAAAAGUGAACCACAAGUCGGUACAAGGGAGGAAAUUACAAUCGAUAAGUUAAAUCAAUGUCUAGAUUCGUUAUCUGAAGAAAGAAAUAGUAAGGGAAGCAUGGGUUAUAGAGGGUUAUCAGAUUCACCAACAUUCGUAUUUUGUUUAGAGAAUAUGACAUUUGUUGAACUUCAAUUCUUUUUCGAUAUUAUUUUGAAAAGUAGAGUUAUCGGUGGUCACGAACAUAAGUUCUUAAAUGUUUGGCAUCCUGAUGCUCAAGACUACUUAAGCGUAGUGAGUGACUUGAAAACUGUAGCAAAUAAACUCUGGGAUCCUGCUGUCCAUUUGAAAAAUGAUGAUUUAACUAUUAAUGUCGGCUCUCCCUUCGCCCCACAAUCAGCAAAGAAACUUUCCAUAUCAUAUGAGAAGAUCUGCGCUAAAUUGAAACAUGAUUUUUUCAUUGAAGAGAAAAUGGACGGUGAGAGAAUUCAAUUACACUACCAGGAUUAUGGGAAUAAAUUGAGCUUUUUGAGCAGACGAGGAACAGAUUAUACUUACCUUUACGGCGAAAGCAUUAAAGAUGGAACGGUUUCAAAAUACUUACAUCUUGAUAAUAAUGUUCAAAAUUGUGUCCUAGAUGGUGAAAUGGUCACAUUUGAUAAAGAAAGAAAUGCUCUCCUACCAUUCGGUUUGGUUAAAAGUAGCGCAAGGAGUAUCAUUACACAGGAAGGUGUGGCUAAUGAAGGUUAUCGUCCAUUGCUCAUGGUUUUUGAUCUCGUUUAUCUUAACGGAGUGUCGUUAGUUAAUAUUCCUUUGUAUCAAAGAAAGCUAUAUUUAGAAAAAAUCUUUACUCCAGAAAGGCAUAUUGUCGAACUACUCCGAUCAAAACGUUGUUCAGAUGAAAGAUCAAUAAAAAACGCUUUGGAACAUGCUAUAUCAAUAGGAUCAGAAGGUGUUGUGUUGAAACAUUAUAAUUCCCGAUAUACUGUUGCAAGUAGAAAUGAUGAUUGGAUUAAAGUAAAGCCUGAAUAUUUGGAACAAUUUGGUGAAAAUAUGGAUUUAAUUGUCAUUGGAAAAGAUCCGGGUAAAAAGGAUUCUUUAAUGUGUGGUUUAGCAGUUGUUGAGGAAGAUGAACCAGAAAUUGAUGAAGAUGGAAAUGAGAUCGUUAAUCUAGACUCUCAGGACAGUAUAGGUGAGGGGGAAGAUAAAGAAGGAAAUGAAAUAGAAAGGGAGAAAACAAUCAAGAGAUUUGUCUCGUUCUGUUCCAUUGCGAAUGGUAUUUCCCAAGAAGAAUUCAAGUACAUAGGUAGGAUAACAAAGGGGUGUUGGAAAAAAAGUGAUGAGAUACCACCACCUAGUGAUCUCUUAGAAUUUGGGAGUAGAGUCCCUGCAGAAUGGAUUGAUCCUAAAGACUCUAUUGUUAUAGAAGUAAAAGCAAGGUCAUUAAAUAACGAUGAGGAAGCCACUAAGAAAUUUAAAACGGGCAUUACGCUAUAUGGUGGGUAUUGUAGGCAAAUCAGGGAGGACAAAGAUUGGAAAACAUGCUACACUUUGUCCGAGCUUAGAAGAAUGAAAAGAUUUAAAUUAGGUAGUAACAAGAGAGCCAACAAUGAUGCUACACAUGCUCUGGACAGUUCUAAAAGAAGAAAGGCUCGUAGGAUUGAUUAUGGCUUUGAAAAAUAUUUUGAGCAAACGCCUACGACUUUGGACCAAUCUAGAAUAUUUGAUGGGUUAUAUUUUUACGUUAUCUCAGAUGUAGUUGAUGCUACAGGUUCUAGGGUGUCAAGGGAAGAAUUAUAUGACAAGAUAUUAAAUAGAGGGGGUGUCAUUGUUCACAAUGUUAUAGCAAAGCACCAUGGGGAAAACCAAUUUAGAAUUUUAUGUGGGAAGUACACUGCUGAAUGCCAAUCAUUGAUUGAUAGAGGUUAUGAUAUCAUUGAACCACAAUGGGUCUUAGAUUGCAUAAAAGAUGAUAUGUUAUUAAAGUUAGAACCUAAAUAUUGCUUUAAUGUAUCAGAAGAGUUAAUGAAGAUUGCCAAAAGACGAGUUGAUGGAUUUGGAGACAGUUUUGAAGCACAAAUCUCGGAAGAUUCGUUUUCUAGAUUAAUAGAGAGGAACGUUCGGUCAUUGAGAAAUGCUCCACCAUCUAUUCAGUAUGAUAUGGUAGAUACUGUUCCCUUAUUUUUGUUCUAUGGUAGGACGAUCUUGUUAAGAAUUAAAGAUAAAGCCCUCUUUACCAAAUUGAAAGUCCAAAUUAGAUUGUAUGGCGGUAAGACUACGGGCGACUUGGCUUCUUGUAAUUUAGUUGUUAUUCAACAGAAUGAGAUAGCAGUUGCAAAAGAUGUUCGAUCCUCGUUGUUAAAACUUACAAGUGAUACUGAUAAGCCACCAGUACUACCUUAUAUUGUAACCCCCGAAUGGAUUGAUUCCUCCAUUUCUGAAGGUUGUCAAGUACCUGAAGAAGACCAUCCAGUUGUAUAA